Messenger RNA from Pocillopora verrucosa, 4910 nucleotides. Lineage: Eukaryota; Metazoa; Cnidaria; Anthozoa; Scleractinia; Pocilloporidae. The record is from RefSeq and is a predicted model, not a curated record.
AUGGAAAACGAAGCUAACGGUUUGAAAAACUCCUCCGCGGUGGCCAUACACACUACAGACCGUACCUUACGCCUGGAACUAAUUUCUCGUAAUCAAAAUGGCUUACGCCAUGACCAAGGCACAGGGAUGGGGGCAGAGAUUGUCGUGUCAAGCAACACUGCUAUCGACUCGUCUGCGGCCGGUUUCCCUUCGGCCGAGGUCUUCCCAACGAACACUCAAGCUUCAGCUUUGUUUGCAUUGUCUGCACUGAACUUAAGACCUUGGAAUGUUGAGUCUUUAGAGUCCACGAACAACAGUCAUCUUGCAUUGGAGCAAGGAGUAGCCAGAGCAAAGGUCCAAAUGAACAGGAGAAUGCGGGAAAGAGAACAGCGUGAAUUGGAGCGGGAACAACUUCAAACAAACCAGGAGAGAAAUGAAAGAGAGAUUAGAAUGAGAAGAAAUAGAGAGAUGAUAGAAAGAGAGAGAAGGGAAACCGCCUGCAAAGUGGAAGCGGCCAUAGAGUCUUUGCAAGUUGCGUAUAAGCACUUCCUGAAUCUAGCCCCAGAUAGCUUCAGAAACCCGACUAAUUACGAGAAGGAGCAGAUGGAUCGAGGUAGAGAGAUGUGUUUGAGUAAUUGCUCCGCUCCUCCUUUCUUUGGUGCUGUUUUGUUAAACCCCGAGCUGCCCAUAGAUAACGAUGACCAAUUUUAUGCCAGCUUUACUACUGUCUUUGGUGCUGUUGCACUCAAGCUGCAUAAAUAUAAAAUAGCUAUAGACUUAUUUCGGCGAUGUCAUUCUCUUUUCACAUCUGAUGUCACGCCAUGUCCUGGAAACAACAUUCAAGUUAUCGAUACGUUAAAAGCAGUGGCCAAGGCGAAUGUAGGCUGUGUUUAUCUGAUUAUGAGAGUUAUGGAGAAGGCUAAGGAUUAUCUAGAAUGUGCGCUGGAGAUUUUAGAAACAUUUAAAAACAAAAACAAAACUUACCCUAUAGAAAUAAACAUUGUUGUUAUACAAUCCAACUUAAGCCUAGCUUACCAGUGUCAAAAGAACUACCCUGCUGCAGUGAAGUUGCAAGAGCGUCUUCUUCUGAAGGCCAAAGACCCCAUUAUUCCCCCACAUUUGGUAGCUGCCAUAUAUUACAAUAGAGCAGAGUUGUUCAUAGAGCUCAAAGAGCCUGUCAAAGCACUCAUGGAGCUGAGGACAUUGGGGUCACUAUCUGAGAGGAUGAACGAUGAAGGAGGAAUGUUAUCAAAAUUUAUAUCUUCUAAAAUUUGUUUGGUGUAUCAAAAUAUUGGAGAUGUAGCUCGAGCAGAGAAAAUAGCGGAGCGCUUGGCUCUCCCUUUUCUUUCCCCUCAAUCGCUAUCACCACCACGAUCGCCUUCCUCACAAUCGUUUACGGCAGCAUCAGGGUCAGGGUUAGGGUCAUCAUCAUCAUCAUCAUCUUUAUCAGUUUCAUCCUCGUCAUCGUCAUGUUCGUCACCAACAUCGUCAUCUUCAUCGUCUGCUUUGUCACCGAUGUCUUCAUUUUCGUUUUUCUUUCCCGAUUUUGAAGCUGUCCUCGGAUGUAAUGGAAAAUUCAACUGGGACUUCUUGUUCGCAAUGAUAUUGAAUUUAGUCGAUUUUCACUUGAACGAAAAAAACUUAAACUUUGCAUCUUUCCUCGACGUUUUUGUACCAUAUUGCAAAGAAUUGCUUGGGAAAAACCACCCAACACAUGCAUCGUUUCUCUAUGAGCAAGGCGUUAGAUUUUUUUUGAUGGAACAAAACCUGUCAUCAAAAAAUUGCUUUGAAGAAGCAUUACAUAUUUUGAAAAGUUUUGACUACGGUUCAGAUCACCCAGAGUUAGUGCAAUGUAACAUCGCUCUUGCAAAGUUAUUAUUGUGCGAAGACUUUCAAGAGGUUCCUCAGUUGAAGUCGCGCCCUGACCGUAGCUGGCGAGGAUUUCCUUGCGACGCAGCAGAUGGAGUUGUGAACCCUGAUAUUCCAUCAUUUAGAGGAGAUAUCAACAAGUGGGACAGCAACGAAGAGUUAGACGAACCAGGUAAACUUUCUGGUCAAGAACAUCGAGAUAAAAAUCCAUCCCAAAAGGAUAAAAACAGAGGAAUCAGCAUCUCACAAAAGAUAAUGAAAACACCAAACGAAGUCAGCGAUGGAGGGAAUGUCGAUUUAAAAACUUCUUUUCACGGAGGAGAUGUGGUUGCAGACCGCGGUGAAAACCGCAAUGUACUUCCUACAAAUGGGGCUUACGGCUUUGAAAAGGAUUGGAUUACCCAAGCUGUUGCUCCUCCAAAAAAACCAGGAGAUUCCCAUGAGAGUAAUUCGAAAACAAAAAUAUCUCUUGGUUUGAAAGGUGGACGCCAAAGCAAUCUUCCGUCAGGCCACAGUUCACAAAGGGAUCCGAAUGAGGAUGACUUUGGAACAAAUCACAUCGGAAUAGAUCCUAGUUUUCUCGCACGUCAUUCUUAUGAGUGCAAUGCAUCUGAUGAGCAAAGGGGUUCUUGUGGUCCAUUUGAAGAUUUAGAAGUACCUGCAGGUACCCACGCCGAGUACAACAGAUCUGGGCGUAUGCCUGAAUUGUACCACCCUACUGCCCCAAGUUCAUCGACAUUUCUUGAAUGUCGUGAUUUUACAAAAUUCGAUGCAGGAAAUCAGUCUGUCUACCCUAGCACCAUGGGAUCUCCUCCACAAAUAUACUCAAGUCGUGAUGGUUAUCAGCCGGAAGAGUCAUCCCUUAACCUAGUCCUGAUGCCCAAAACUGUUUCAGCGAAGAAGUUAAGACUGCCUCGAUCUUCAAGUUUCCUCCAAGAUGGAUCUAAAGCAAAUCUCCCGUUGAAAGUCAAAGAGUUUCCCACUGGUAAUGUACGGGCAAGAAAUCCGCCAAAUAUCUUCACAAAUGGAUAUGUACUCGCCGAAAGGCCGACGUUAUCAUCGCAGUUUGAAAGAAGAGAUGACACUCCAGAAUUUCUUCCGGACGGGGAAAGUGCAGGAGCUGAUCAGGAUCUGUUAAACAGUAAUUCAGACACAUCUUCUGACGAAUCAUUGGCCGUACUCGAGCAACGUGUGGCUGAAGCUUGCUGUCUUGUCGAGAAAACGUUGAAAGAAAGACAAGAAAGAGAGAAAUCGAUGAAAGAAACGGAGCAAAAAAGAAAAGAUAAGCAGGCAAGGAAACAACAACUUGCACGUGAAAGAAAAGAAAGGGAAGCGAGAGAAGCAAGAGAAACGGAACUUAUGAAUGAAAGAGUAGAAGGGAACUCCACGAGCGGUGGACAAGAAACACCUUCGCAAGACUCGGCUAGUGCUGGGGUUCGACAAUGGCUGUGUGAACAUUAUCAGCGGCUCUGCCGUGUCAAGUUCUCAUGCUGCGGAAAGUUCUUUCCUUGUCAUCGUUGUCAUAACAACUCCGGGUGUGCAAAUGACAAUUCCAAAGCAAGAGAGGCGUGUUCUGUUGAGUGCUCUGUUUGUAGCCAUCAACAAGAGAUCAACCAGGACGCCCACACCUGUGUCAGAUGCAAAACAAGGUUCUCAGCAUAUUUCUGCUCGGUGUGUAAACACUUCACAGGGGAGGAUAAAGCUCCUUAUCACUGCGAAAAAUGUGGUAUCUGCCGAAUCUACAAGGACCGCUCCUUUCACUGUGAUGUGUGUAACGUCUGUCUGGACAAACGGCUGGAAGGAAAACAUUCUUGCCGAGCAAAUUCAGGACACGAUGAGUGCUGCAUCUGUUUAGAGGACGCUUUCAGCGGUUGUCAGAUCCUGCCAUGCUCGCACAAGGUUCACCGAGAGUGUGCCAUUGCUAUGAUACAGAACGGCGUUCGCAGCUGCCCAAUUUGUCGCCAUCCUUUGUACAGUCAGACAGGAAUGAAUGAAUAACAACCUCGACUCCAGUGCUCAGAAUUCCAAGAAAAGGCAAAUUGUUUCUAAUUGAGAUGUUCUACUAAGUGUCUUGAUUGACGUUUUCAUUCUUUAUUGUAGAAUUGAACUGUUUACCCCUGGGAAUGACUGGCUCCUAAUUUGUCCUCACGGUAUCACCCUAGAAUCAAAUGGUAAAUGUAAUGAAAAUAAAGGCAAUGAUCAUUAAUUUAGGAAGCUCCUGACUGUCAAACAAACUCUCAUUGUUAGUACCAGAGGAAAUAUAAAGAGAACAGUGUGGAUUGUUAGGGUAUAAAGUGUUAAAGAUCGUAAUAGUUAUUUUAAUCUUACCUGUACAAGGACACAAACGUGAGGGGGGAGGGGAAACGAGGGUGGCAGGAUCCCUUUAGGUCGAAGUGAUUUCUAUACAGUGACUUUUGUAUCCAAUUUAGUAGAAGGCCAUUCAUCCCUUAAAAGAUUUGUAUAAAAUUGUGCAAAGCAUCGGUUAGUCUGCCGAGGAGAUGAAAAGCUAAGUUUAUCAUAAUAGUGAAGCCAUUGUAAAAUUCUAUUUCUUAUUAUUGUAAGGAAACAACAGAAUACUUAGAUUUGGUACGGGUUGUUUUUUAUCGUCAUCUAAAAUGAAAAUAUGCUUUUAGGGAUUUUAUAACCCUUACACUUUCAGCUAAACAAAACAUUUCUCAUGGUGUUGUCAUUAAAUUCCUGGUAGUGUUUUAUGGUUAUUAGAAUGCUGUGUGAAAUAAGGCCCCUCUACAACGUUUUUCCCAACUUUAGUUACACCAGAAGAGGAAGGCAGUCUAAGGGCUUCAAAUUUCAUCUUCUUUGCCUUCGGGAGACGUGUGAUAGAAAUGAAGGGAAGAAAAACCGAGCUUGCUCUUGAAAUUUCUUAGGUUUUUACACUUUUUAUAGUUAUGUAAGUAGUUUGUUAUUUUAUUCUGGUGUAACCUUGGGAUUUCAAACUUCAAGUAGCCAUGCAAAUCAUGGCUACACGAACAUUACAUCGUUUCAGCAAAGAAACUAUACCGAAGUCCUAUUGAAAAUGAUUAUUUACCUUGUCUUAGCAAGUU